Messenger RNA from Cuscuta campestris, 2548 nucleotides. The record is from the annotation of a GenBank genome assembly. NCBI's taxonomy places the organism in Eukaryota, Viridiplantae, Streptophyta, Magnoliopsida, Solanales, Convolvulaceae.
AAAAAUACCCAAAAGAACUCCCCAUCAGCCCCAUAUAUUUCCAACCCAUUCCCCGUAAAAACGCCUUUAUUCCUGUCCAGAAUCACUGCCAAACAAUCGAUUAUCACUCCCCACAAUCGAUUAUCAGUUCCAUUAGAAACAUCUGCAGGUAGUAAUAAUCGAUUAUCCAUUUAAGAUAAUCGACUAUCACUCAUUCCCAGAAAAUCUGCAGCCUUCCAUAAUCGAUUAUCACUUCUUGUAAAUCGAUUGUUUAUUUCUCAUAAACUUCUGAAGCUCCUCCUGAGAAACUGAAUCACUUGACAAUCGAUUAUCCUACUUGGACAAUCGAUUAUCAUACAUCAAGGGAAACUCCUGCAGUCCUAUAUAAUCGAUUAUCACCAUACUGAUAAUCGACUAUUAACCCAUCCAGCAAAAGAAGGAGCUUGUUCCUUAAAUCCGAGCUUAAUACCGUUACACUCGGAGCUGAGAUAUAACAUUUGGUAUCAGAGCUUGUUGUUCCACAUCCCUCAAGGGGCCAAAACACCAUCUCCUACAUUUUCUCUUUUGAAACAUUUCUCACAUCAUCCGAGAUAUGUCUCAUUAUGAUGUAGUUGCUGCCCAAGAAAAGUUAAAGAAGGAAGUUGAGCUUAUGAUGAAACAAGUCAAGGAGCUCACUAAUUCAGUGGAGAUUCCCACGUUUGAAGGAAGAAAUGACCAGGAGAAGUUCUCAAAGUGGUUAGCAAAAGUUGAAGACGUCUUUACACUCAAAGACGUGCCCGAAGACAAGAAGGUCAAGCUAGUGGUGACUAAGUUUCAAAGACAUGCCUCUACUUGGUGGGCUAGCGUUGCUUCAAAACGAAAGCUCCAAGGAAAAGCGAAGGUGAGAACUUGGGAAAAGUUAAGAAAACUCUUAAUUGAGAGAUUUUCUUCCAAAGAUCAUCUCCACCAGGUACUUGAACAUACUCUCCCUUUUUCACCCCAUACUCUUUCUACACUCAUCCCACCUUCUCCACAACAAAAUCCGUUCCAUAUUGCCCUCUCUCCCACAACCUUAACCUCCUCUAAAUCCCGGUCCUCACAGAACUCUCAUGCAACCCAAAUCAUUCCCGAAGCCCCCACCAUCUUCAACACUCAAACUCCCUCUAAAGUUCCCUCUUUACCUUGCAUCCAUGCUGUCCAAAGCAUCUCUCACCCAACUCCCUCACACCUACCCAAAAUUCCUACUCAAACCUCUUUACCUUUCCUAGCCACUGCCCAAACUAACCCAACACCCCUUACCACAACCCUGCCCCAAAAUACCUCAAAACCCAUUUAUAUUUCAUCCCUGGCCACUGUCCAAACAAGCCCCAAAACCCUCUUCACACCCCUGCCUCCAAACUUGCAUAUAACCAUGCCUAUAAUUCCCCCUCAAACGGCCCUAACCAUUCCCACACCUACCCCUACACCCCCACUUGAAAAACCAACUGAAACCAUCCCUUUACCCUCCCAAAACACCCUCAAAGCCUCUCCCAUCCCCACAGUUCAGAACCCUGUUAAAACCAUAGGCCCUCCACCAAAAUCCAUGGUCAUACCCACACCAAAAAUCUGUCCAUCUAUUCCAAAGAAACCCCAUUGCUUCCACUCACGAAAGAUUGGUCAUCAUGCUUUUGAGUGUCCAAGUAAAGAUCAGAAGUCCUUGGUCCAAAGUGAAGAGAAAUCAGAGCUUUUGGGACGAAAGGAAGGACAGGCUGAUGUUAAAUCUCUAGGCCAAGAUAAAGGUGAACUUGUGGUCAUUACAAGACCAUUGAGUAGUUUGGCUGAUCAAAAUAAACUUGGAAUCAAACCCCUCUUGAAAUCCUGUUCCAUUGAAUGGCUCAACCACGGAAGAGAACUACGAGUGGAAUUGCGUAGUUUUUCUUUAUUUCAUAUUGACAGGCCAUGGACACCUAAUUUUGUGGAUAUGCAUUCAUUGAGAAAAGGGUUAUACGGCACUGUACAAGAAGAAACGGCACCACCUCCGCCCCCGAAAUCAAAAAAAGGUUUUGCCGGAAUAGUCGGUGGUCUUCUUGCAAAGAAAGGGAAGCGUGCUCAUUCUUUGACGAGUUCAAGUGGUACAACAGUAAGCUCGCACAACGAACUUGCUAUGUACCAGGGUGUGCCAUGCGAUUACGAUGAGGACGAAGUGGAUUUUGACGUGCUCGGAUGGUGGAAGCGGAACGAACAAAUGUUCCCAUGUCUCGGCAUGCUAGCAAGACAAGUGUUAUCCGUUCCGGUAUCAACCGUAGCAGUUGAACGAGAAUUCAGUGCUGGCGGCAACAUUCUAACCGACUAUCGAAGUUGUCUUAGCGCUGAAUAUCUUGAAACACUGGUUUGCAAUCAAGAUUGGCUCUUGGCAAGACGUAGAGCUCAAGAGGCUUCGUACCAACUCGAAUUGGAGCAUUACAUGAAUGCAACAACAGAUGGAAGUCCGAGUUCUGAAGAAUAAGUUAUAAUUUUUUUAUUUCAUUUUUUCCUUAAACAAUUUCAAAUUUAAAAUUUUAUACUUUAAAAAUUUUUUAAAAAGCAAAAAAAAAAAAAUAGGGGGCGGGGG